Aspergillus niger is the source of this 651-nucleotide messenger RNA. RefSeq lists its product as uncharacterized. The record is from RefSeq and is a predicted model, not a curated record. Gene Ontology annotation, molecular function: copper ion binding. The coding region runs from base 1 to 651 and encodes 216 amino acids. Lineage: Eukaryota; Fungi; Ascomycota; Eurotiomycetes; Eurotiales; Aspergillaceae. Gene Ontology annotation, cellular component: mitochondrial inner membrane. The transcript is spliced from 3 exons.
AUGACAAAUACACGAUGUGUUGACUCUGGGAGGAGAUUCUUCACUCGCAGUUCAUGCCUCCGGCAGAAUAUCAACGCACCGUUCAAUACGCCGCAGUCGCAAAAGCGCAAUGCGUCGACGAUGUACUAUGCGGCCAGUCUUAUUCUCGGAACCGUUGCGCUUGCCUAUGGCUCCGUCCCUCUGUACAAAAUGAUCUGCCAACAAACCGGUUGGAACGGUCAACCUGUACUCACUCACCGUGGAGGCGACAAUGAUACCUCUUCCCGCGUCACUCCGGUCACCGACUCCCGUCGUUUGAGAAUCACAUUCAAUGGAUCAGUUUCGGAUGUUCUGCCGUGGAAGUUCACACCGCAACAACGUGAAGUUCGAGUUCUUCCAGGCGAGACAGCGCUUGCGUUCUUUACGGCGACGAACAAGGGCCCGACGGAUAUCAUUGGUGUAGCGACGUACAGUGUCACUCCCGGACAAGUUGCUCCUUACUUCAGCAAGAUCCAAUGCUUUUGCUUCGACGAGCAGAAGCUGAAUGCUGGAGAAUCGGUUGACAUGCCGGUGUUCUUCUUCAUCGACCCCGACUUUGUCAAAGAUCCGGCCAUGAAGGGCAUUGAUACGAUUACGCUCUCAUAUACCUUCUUCAGUAAGACUCCAGAAUGA